AUGAACACUCACUAUUCUGUCCUCGGCGUCGCGCAGACAGCAGACCUUGCGACGAUCAAGGCGUCUUUCCAAAAACUCGCCCUCAAAACCCACCCGGACAAAGGUGGCCAGACCGAAGAUUUCGUCAGGAUCCACCGGGCAUAUGAAGUCCUCUCUGAUCCCGCCGCGCGAGCAGCAUACGACCAGGAGCUGCAGGGGCAGUCUCGCCAUCCUCUUUUUCCUCACCCUCCUCAUCCUCAUCCUCAUCCUCCUCCUCCCCGACCAGCUGCCACCCGCUCUGCAUUCACCACACCUCCGCCAAGACCGGCCCCUAAUGACUUCUCUGCCGAACCAAAUGCAGAGGCCAGGUACGCUUUCCACAGGACUCACACCAACACCAACGACAACACUGGCUCGCCACAGCGGGCAAGAAGACAGCAACAAGGGUCUUUCGGAAGAGAACGACAAGAGCCAAACAUGGAGGGAACUGGGGCCUCGCGUCGGCCUCUGCCACUUGAACAGCGAGUGGCAACACAAGUCAGAACCGGAGAGGACCUCAUCAACAGGCUCCGUGAGUUGGCCGAGAACCACGUCCGAGAAGACAUGUGGGAGCACCUCAUCCUUUUCCAACAACAGCUCCUGAGCAACAGCCAUCAGUUACGAUAUAGGCGAAUGGCACUGACAGUCCAAGCCAGCGGCAGCGGCGGCCGGCGCACUCCAAUUUACGGAGUUCUUGAACCAUGGGACAUGCAACAGAUGAUGAACCUCCGCCGCGCGCUGGACGACAUGGACGAAGCUCUGGUUAGAUUUGAGGCGGUCACCAAGGACACCAUUGCCACCGCACUACUGUUGAGAAACUUGCAGACGACUCCGGGUGCCAUGGGCAUCGACCCUGCUCGGGUAUCUGCAAGAUUGGACCGGGCACUAGACAACAUGAAGACGUUUUUGCAAGAGGUGUUGUUCCAAAGACGGCUCUGGUUCGGUCAAUUGAACCUGCGUGACACCUUUGUCCGUCUAGGUGGCAACAAUUGA
Exophiala spinifera is the source of this 1011-nucleotide messenger RNA. RefSeq lists its product as uncharacterized. The coding region runs from base 1 to 1011 and encodes 336 amino acids. The record is from RefSeq and is a predicted model, not a curated record. Lineage: Eukaryota; Fungi; Ascomycota; Eurotiomycetes; Chaetothyriales; Herpotrichiellaceae. The transcript is spliced from 2 exons.